Pararge aegeria (speckled wood butterfly) is the source of this 908-nucleotide messenger RNA. RefSeq lists its product as uncharacterized. The record is from RefSeq and is a predicted model, not a curated record. Bases 230 to 907 code for a protein of 225 amino acids. Gene Ontology annotation, molecular function: N-acetyltransferase activity. The transcript has 5 exons. NCBI's taxonomy places the organism in Eukaryota, Metazoa, Arthropoda, Insecta, Lepidoptera, Nymphalidae.
GGUCGCGCGCGAGCCUCAAAGCAACCUUGGUGAGAGUGCCGAAAUAUCGUUUUUAAAUCCUCAAUCAUUUAUGCUCAACUAAUAUAAUUAUCUUAAUAUAUAAUAACUUGUGGGGAGAGACAUAAAACGUAGGUUAAACAUACACCUGCGUUUAUCCAAGAUAUUCCAAAGCCGGACUUAGCAUAAAGAUCUAUAGAGGAUAUUGGAUUUGUCAGCAAUUAAAGAUAUUAUGGCGGAAAAAAGACCUUAUUACAUUAGCCCGGUUACCAAGCAAGAUGAAGAGGCUGUCAUGCGACUUACAAAACGAACCUUCUACAUCGAUGAACCUCUGAACUUAGCAGUGGGGCUGUGUCCGUCUGAAACGGAUCCAUGUCCGGAGCUUGAUUCUUAUUGCACCAGCUCUCUACACGAGGGUUUUUCCUUCAAAGCCACAGACGAUGACGGGAAUGUGGUUGGUGUUAUGAUCAAUGGAGUGUGUCCUUUGAAAGAGGACGACGACGGCAACGAUCUGCUCAGCCAAGCUCAGCGUUGCCAGAAUCCAAAAUUCCAAAAGAUUCUAUACAUUUUGGCACGGCGUGAGACCGGUGCUAGGCUAUGGGAGAAGUUCCCUCAGGACAAAAAUGCUGUGGAAGUGAAAGUAGCGGCUACCGACCCUAAUUGGAGACGCAGAGGAAUCAUGAACGCGUUAUUGGAGGAAACUGAAAAAGCCAUCAAGCAGCGAGGCAUUAGGCUAGCCAGACUUGACACGUCCAGCGCCUACUCUGCAAUGUCAGCCGAGCAUUCCGGAUACACGUGCUACUACCGAGCGCUGUACAAAGACAUCAAGAUGGACGGACAGCCACUCAUAGUGCCCGCGCCACCGCAUGAUGAGGACAGGGUAUAUAUAAAAGAGUUGUACCCUUUGUGAG